Molecule: messenger RNA, 2780 nt
Organism: Cydia fagiglandana
Lineage: Eukaryota; Metazoa; Arthropoda; Insecta; Lepidoptera; Tortricidae
Gene: Sobp
Product: sine oculis-binding protein homolog
Exons: 4
Coding region: 152-1753 (533 amino acids)
Biological process (GO): animal organ development
Cellular component (GO): nucleus
Source: RefSeq, a predicted model, not a curated record
GGCUCGCCAGUCGCGGGGCAACCGACGUCCGCGCGACACGUGUGUCUCGCGCUGCGAUAUGUUUACGCGUGCGCUAAACUUACGCGACGAAAACUUUUAAAUAAAAAUUAUUGACUGUUGUUUUAGUGCGAAACAAAGUGGAACUUAGAAAAUGGACUCAAGCACGAGCAAACCUUCGUCACCGCCGAAACCCAUAAAAAAGGAGAACGAAGAAGAAAUCAAGGAGUUUGCCGAAACGGCUAUGAAUGAACUUCUGGGCUGGUACGGGUACGAGCGGCUCGAGUUACGACGAUGGGCCGCGUCACGCGCGCGCGGUGGUAGCCCUGAGCAGGCCAGCGAGCAUAAGAGCAAAGACGAAUGUUCCUGGUGCAACAAGAGCAUCACGGACAGCGGCGCGCUGCAGCAGGCCGGGGCAGUGUUCUGUUCGGAGCUAUGCUUCAGCCAAUCGCGGCGAGCCAACUUCAAGCGAGCUAAGACUUGUGACUGGUGCCGACAUGUGCGGCAUACUGUGGCUUAUGUGGACUUCCAGGAUGGAGCCACGCAGUUGCAGUUCUGCUCCGACAAAUGCCUGAACCAAUACAAGAUGCACAUCUUCUGCCGGGAGACGCAGGCGCACCUCGAUCUCAACCCCCACCUGGUGAACGCCUCUUCCACCUCAAACCUCAUAACUCCUGAACUCUGGCUCAAAAACUGCAAAAGCAGAUCUGCAUCGCCAGCAUCCGAACGCUCCGGAUCUCCCACCGAAGGCACCAAGCCGCCAGAAAAAGAAAAAGAGAACAGAACUGCAAGAAAAUCUCCCCUACCUUUAAUAACAAUAGCUCCUUCAGCAAAACUAAUGAAACCAAAAACACCUGAAGAACGAGUGCAAAAAUCACCAGAAACGAAAAAAGAAUCCAGAUUAAGGAUGAAUUUAAGGAAGCGGAGAACCUCCAAGUGUUCAGCUACAGUUACUUCACAAACAGUGAAACACACAACAACUCCUAAAGCCCAGGACCUAAGAAUGCGGAGUCCAUCUAUGGACGGGUCUUCACCAGCAUCUACAGUUGGCAACAGUGCGAUACACUCACCGCCGCAUCCAAUAAAUCCUCAUACUAUACCCCCUCCUCAAUUCCCUAAUCCAAUGUACGGUAUGCCUCCUCCAGUUUUCAUGGAUAAUCAUGAGCAUAGACCAAAUAUGUUCCCUCCACGAUUUGGCUUUUUGCCGCGACCAGGUAUCCCUAUGCACCAGGAAAGACCUCGCAUUCCGCCUCCUCUAAACUUCCCACCACUAGGCCAAGCACCUCCAGUCACAGUCCUAGUUCCCUACCCUGUAAUCCUCCCAAUACCAUUACCUAUCCCUAUUCCAAUACCUUUCGCAUCUUUCCUCCAAGCACAUUGCGCUAGCAAAGUCAAAACAGAAUCAAUGGACGAUGCCGAAGGCCCGUUAGAUUUCACAAUGAAUAGCGAUAAAAACAAAGAUGAAGAAACCAAGGAAAAUAAGAAUGACAAUACAGAAACAGAUAAGAACUCAAAUCAUAGUGAGGAUCGGAGUGAGGAAAAACAAGAAACGGAAUCUAGUGAGACUAGUAACGCAGAACAGACUCUGCCUAAAUUCAAAAUAACACGAUUAGGAAAUAAAAUGGCGAAGAUAGUAACAAAAGCCCGGGAACCUUCAGAGGCCUCUAGGCCUCUCAGGAAACGACGGAGACUUGUUGAAGUGGCCACGGAGGACGACCCUCUAAUCCCGAAGACGAGAAAAAUAGUGCAAGUUUAAAUUUCUUAGAUGACAUAAUCUCAAAUUAAUAUAAUACCGUUUUAUUAAAUACAUAUCACAAAUUCAUUAAUUAUAAGGUUUUCUGAGAAACGGACUGUCAGCUGAUGGCGCCUAAAAAGAGAUUUACGUACGCUAAGCGUAAAUAUUUGCAUGUCUCUUUGAAGUGAAAUGAUUGGCAAAGUUAUAAUUAGACGUAGGUAGGUACAUGCAAAAUGUGUCUGCGUUGGGAUCCGAAUCACGCACCUGUUUCUGAUAACUGAACUAGAUGGCGCUGUAGAUCCCCGUAUACGAAUUGUAUUGUACAAAAGAGAAAUAUAAUUGUACAAAAGGCGAACUUAAGGCCGUAUAAACCACUGUCAGUCAUUUAACCUAAGGGCAAAGCAGCAAAUAUUGUAGUGUUGUUAUGCGGAAAAUAGUUUCUGAACCGUUACAUGUUCACAGUCCAGUUACAAUGUAUAACACCGCGCAGCGCCAUCUAGUUGUUAACCUGCCAUACUUUGUAUCACUUGUGUUGUGUUUUAAUAUUUAUUAAAAGGGGGUAACACCUAUGUAAACUACUUCUAGUAACUAGAUUUAGUGCUUAAAAACUUAGUUUCCGACUUAGUUAUACAAAUCCAGUCACCACAAAACGUAUGGACGGGUCACACGGGCCACUUAUAGCGCCAUCUGCAGCAUGCUGCACGCACGAUAGAUUUGAACAAAGGGUUAACAAUGGCGUGUUGUAAGUAUAUAGGUGUGGUGAAGAAAGGACCAAAUAGAAAGUUUUGUUACCCAAGGCAAUAAAAUAUUUUAUCAAGUUUCUUUAAGGAGUCAGAGGUGGCGCCAUCUAUUGACUUUUCGUGACUCGGACCCUUAAUAAAGAAAUAUAUGUAGUAUUCAAAACAAUUUAAAUUGCUAGUCUUAGUUGUAAGAUGUGAUGUAGCUGUAAGAUCUAUACGCUAGAUAAUAAUAAACGCACUGUAAAUGUGAUAUUAGUAACUUAUUAACUGUAAUGUAUAAAUGGAAUUAAAAUCUCAUUAUGACACGU